AAAGGGCCCGCGGACGGCGCGCCGCGGCCAUUUCUGCUGCACCCGCUGUAAAUGUAGUUUUUCUGCAGUUCGUCUUUCCCUCCUCCCCUCUCGCAGGGUCCGCGGCCACCAUGGCGUAUUAGAGGCAGUAGUGCCUGCGGCAGCGUUGGCCUUUGCAGCGGCGGCAGCAGCACCAGGCUCUGCAGCGGCAACCCCCAGCGGCUUAAGCCAUGGCGCUUCUCACAGCAUCCAGCAGCAGUAUUGCUGUAACCAACAAAGACACCUUCGAAUUAAGUACAUUCCUGGAUUUCAGCAAAGCCCCACAACAUGACCGAGAUGAGCUUCCUGAGCAGCGAGGUGUUGGCGGGGGACUUGAUGUCCCCCUUCGACCAGUCGGGUUUGGGGGCUGAAGAAAGCCUAGAUCUCUUAGAUGAUUACCUGGAGGUGGCCAAGCACUUCAAACCUCAUGGGUUCUCCAGUGACAAGGCUAAGGCGGGCUCCUCCGAAUGGCUGGCUGUGGAUGGGUUGGUCAGUGCCUCCAACAAUGGCAAGGAGGAUGCCUUCUCUGGGACAGAUUGGAUGUUGGAGAAAAUGGAUCUGAAGGAGUUUGACUUUGAUGCCCUGUUGGGUAUGGAUGACCUGGAAACCAUGCCAGAUGAGCUUUUGGCCACUUUGGAUGACACGUGUGAUCUCUUUGCCCCCCUAGUCCAGGAGACUAAUAAGGAGCCCCCCCAGACAGUGAACCCAAUUGGCCAUCUCCCAGAAAGUUUAACAAAAACCGAUCAGGUUGCCCCCUUCACCUUCUUGCAACCUCUUCCCUUAUCCCCAGGGGUUCUGUCCCCUACUCCAGAUCAUUCCUUUAGUUUAGAGCUGGGCAGCGAAGUGGAUAUCUCUGAAGGAGAUAGAAAGCCAGACUCUACUGCUUACAUUACCAUAAUUCCUCAGUGUGUAAAGGAGGAAGACACCCCCUCAGAUAAUGACAGUGGCAUCUGUAUGAGCCCAGAGUCCUAUCUGGGCUCUCCCCAGCAUAGCCCCUCUACCUCCAGGGGCUCUCCAAAUAGGAGCCUGCCAUCUCCAGGUGUCCUCUGUGGCUCUGUCCGCCCUAAACCUUAUGAUCCUCCUGGAGAGAAAAUAGUAACAACAAAAGUAAAGGGUGAGAAGCUAGAUAAGAAGCUGAAAAAAAUGGAACAAAACAAGACUGCAGCCACUAGGUACCGCCAGAAGAAGAGAGCAGAGCAGGAAGCCCUUGCUGGUGAAUGCAAAGAGCUGGAAAAGAAGAACGAGGCUCUGAAAGAGAAGGCAGAUUCCCUGGCCAAGGAGAUCCAGUACCUGAAAGAUUUGAUUGAAGAGGUCCGCAAAGCGAGGGGGAAGAAAAGGGUCCCCUAGUUAGGGCAGUCAGGAGUGUUGUGUGCUUGUACAUAGUCUCCAGUGCUGAAGCUGUGUGUUACAAUAAAUUAUUUUGUAGUGGAA
Molecule: messenger RNA, 1449 nt
Organism: Nycticebus coucang (slow loris)
Lineage: Eukaryota; Metazoa; Chordata; Mammalia; Primates; Lorisidae
Gene: ATF4
Product: activating transcription factor 4
Exons: 3
Coding region: 307-1365 (352 amino acids)
Biological process (GO): regulation of transcription by RNA polymerase II
Cellular component (GO): ATF1-ATF4 transcription factor complex; ATF4-CREB1 transcription factor complex; nucleus
Molecular function (GO): DNA-binding transcription activator activity, RNA polymerase II-specific; RNA polymerase II transcription regulatory region sequence-specific DNA binding
Source: RefSeq, a predicted model, not a curated record